UAUUCCUUUUCUCCCGCAUACACGUGUCGUUACGGAGCUUGUUGCUUGCAUCGUUCUUCUUCUCUUCUCCCUGUUCACCUCUUCCAGGUUCAGCUGUCCCAGGUCUCUGUCCCGCCUUCCAGCUCCGAUUAACAUUCUGAAGUAAGAAUCGUCGUAGCUCUUGUUGGUCUGUAUGAUAUAAAAGAUCAGCGAUUGCAGUCUCAAUGUGCAGGAAGUAGAGUCAGUGCGUACUUCAGAACAGUAAUAGUCAUCCACGGUUUUAGUGUGGUGGCUUCAAGUUCUUGUGGUACCAAAGGGCAGCUAGAAUUGGGAUGCUUAUUGUGUACACACCCACCCACACACACGUAUUGAUGUGCGCCGUGUACAUGCCUAUCUAUUGUCCAAAAGUCUGAUGAAGGUGGGGCAUUCGACAAAUUUUCUAAUGGUUGACAUGAGAUUCUGCUGCAUAGGAAGGUUAAUUUUCUUGGUUAAAUGUUUUGACUGAUAAGUUCCGUCAACUCCUAAUGUUUUAUGUCCUGCUUAGAGAAAACUUAUUGAUGGAGAAGAAAUUGAAGGUGCAAGAUGAUGAUGUGUGUAUUAUUAAUUGCCCCUUGCCUUUCAACGACAAGACAUUAAUACCGGCGGUUAAUACAAAGCGGCAUUUGGGUUUUAUGAACUGAUGCAAAGGUUGACAGAUGUUAUUUUGUUCUUUCAACUGACAGGCAUGGCUGUUGAAGAUGGAAAUAGUGUAGGGUCCAUGUCUUUAGCGCUUCGUUCUUCAUCGGAUACCAAGCAAAGCGGAGAUGUUCUCUCCCCGGAAGACAUUGCAUGGGUCGAUUCGUGUCUCACUAAAGACCUUGAAGUUCAUGAAAAUGGUUGGGAUUCUUUGAAACAAGCCUUGCUGGAAGCCCUUGAAUCCUCAGCUGUCGAAAGUGGGAUUAACCAGAGUGAUAAUUAUGAAGUCGAUAUGAUUAUGAUUCCUUCUGCUGAAGAGUCUGAAACCGCAAAGUUCUCAGAAAGAGCUGAUGAUGAUGAUCUUGUCAUUCCCUUCCUUAUAGACGAAGCACGGAAAGAAAGUGAAAGUUCGGUGCUUGGUGAAAGUUUGGAGGCACAAACUUCUGUCGGUAGUCCAUUUCUGCCUAACUAUAAGGAAUUCCCAGAUGAAGAAGAAGGAAAAGAAAGGGUGAAUGUGAGUGUGAGUCCUGGGUUCAAAUUAGAAGCCCUCGAGAAUGACCCUACUGGCAAAGACAUCUUCAAGGUCUGGGAAUUGGAGAUUCCAGAAGAGGAAGACGACUUUGCUAAAGAGUUGAACAAGGCCCUAGCAGCAUCAGAAGAAAGCUCCAAUCAAAUACCCCCAUCACAACCUGAGAAUUACCCUGGCCGGUGGAAUGAUGGCGGCGAUGGUUCCAUUCUUGGUCUAGUUGCAGGAAUUGCAGACCUGUCUCUAAACCAAGAUUCUUGACUUCUAUCAUCAGAACUAUGAAUUCGGUGUCGAUCUAAUAGGCAAGGUACAUUUUCAUGUAGUCUUUUUUGGACUUGAGCAGCCCAUGAUAGAGACCGAACGAAGGAUGUACAUUGUAGAAUUUGAGGUUCGAUUUUCUAUUUCUCAGCAUUUAGAAAAAGCCACUGAACCACUUUUCAAUCCUAGAUGUUUGAUAAGCGCUCUCGCUAUGAGCAACAUUAAAAUGAAUAGACUGAACAGUACCGCAGAGAUGUCGAUUCUUUGAA
Molecule: messenger RNA, 1707 nt
Organism: Punica granatum (pomegranate)
Lineage: Eukaryota; Viridiplantae; Streptophyta; Magnoliopsida; Myrtales; Lythraceae
Source: RefSeq, a predicted model, not a curated record